This is a messenger RNA of Daphnia pulex (common water flea), 3904 nucleotides long. RefSeq names its product E3 ubiquitin-protein ligase HECW2-like. Gene Ontology annotation, molecular function: protein binding; ubiquitin-protein transferase activity. NCBI's taxonomy places the organism in Eukaryota, Metazoa, Arthropoda, Branchiopoda, Diplostraca, Daphniidae. The record is from RefSeq and is a predicted model, not a curated record. Gene Ontology annotation, biological process: regulation of dendrite morphogenesis. The coding region runs from base 226 to 3678 and encodes 1150 amino acids. The transcript has 6 exons.
CAGAUGGCGAUCUCAUCGUUGAGUUUGGCAUCUGUAAUUUUUUCUCACAAAUCUGAUCUGACAGUUAUUUUCAUUAUACAUUGUGCCUGGUAUUUGUGUUUUGUUUGAUUCCAGUGUCAUGAAACAUUUAGAAGAAUCUUUGUUUAAUCGAGCCUAGCAGUUGUCAACAACUUUUCCAGUUUGCAUCGAUUAUUGAAACAGGGGUGUGCCAAGACGCCCUUGGAAAUGAUUCAAUGCGAUGACUCCUACUUGUUGGUGCGAUUCUGCAGCGACAACCGGUCGAACCAGUGCAUUCCUGAUCAACGAGCGAGCUUUCCGUUUCAGUUCUUGGUUUCUUGGAACAUUCACCAGCAUCAUUUGGUUCACGAUACUGAUUUCAUCGCCGUCUACGCUGAAGGUAAUCCUGCAUGUUUCGAACGAAUGAGUUGCACAAAAGCCGAACCCCGGGGUCAUCUGCUGUGGCCUCUUGAUGUCAACCAAUUGACCGACGACAUCAAAUCCAUCAAUUUCAUUUACGUGUCAGGAGAGACGCAACAGAAUUUGGUCAAAUCGGAGCCUGUCUACAUUGACCAAUUUUUCGGCCGAAACGGUAAAAAUCAACAACCCGAUCAAAUCAGCCCGGAUACUGUGGACAAUGACGAAAUGGUUCGCGUGGCCGCGCUGAUUCACUGCGAUGACCGACAUCAUUAUUCACCGUUGUGGAUGAAGACCACGGGUGAAAGUGUCUACCAUUUUGAUCGAAACGGAUGUGAGCCCAUUUACGAAACUCUCUAUCCGCGACCUUGCGGUCACCAACAGACCGGCGGUAAUGGUCCUCAGCCUCCUCCGCUUCCACCUCGCAAUAAUCCGCUGCCCACGACCAAUUUUCACAAGCCUUUGACUCGCACUAAUGCGCUCCUCAGCUACAGUGGCAGCAAUUCCAGUUUGACCCAGACUAGCAACGGGUCGCCUUCUCCGCCCACACAACAACCGGAAACGGACGAAGUCUUUCAAUCGGAGCCGAUUGCCAGUUCGACUUCUUCUCCGUCCGAUGAAGAACUUGUGAAUUUGAGUUCCUCUCCGCCACCUCCUCCGCCACGAAUCAAAACCUCAGACGCAGAUGUGAAUGAUACCCAACCGACUGAAGCGAGUCAACAGUUGCCUCCGCAAUUGCCAGCACGUCAUGUUACUCACCAGCUUCAUCCUCCAGCUCUUCCGAAACGAAUUGUGUCCACUAGUCCGGAACUUAGCAUUCGAAACAGUCAAAACAAAGCCGCAUCGAUGACAACACUGCUCGCCGAUUCCGGCAAUUCCGCAUCCCAGAUUGGCCAUCAGCAAUUAUUGCCCACCAUCUCCACUCUACCGCAUCGCACGCGCUUCCAGAAAGUGCAAUCCAACAAUUCGGAUGAGGAACCGUUGCCGCCAAUGUGGGAAGCUCGUACCGAUAGCCACGGAAGGGUUUUCUACAUAGAUCAUCGCACUAAAACGACUUCCUGGCAACGUCCUAAGCUCACCGAUGAAUCCAACGUGGCCGAAUCAGUCACGGCAGAAGCCAGUAAUGAUAUUUGGCGUCAACAGCUGGAUCGGCGGUAUCAGAGCAUUCGGAGGACAAUCAAUCGACGUCAAAGGGAAGAAACGAACACGCCGCCUGUUGAAGCCGAGCCACAGCCCAAGCCACCAGCUCCAAUUGAAGCAGCUCCCGCUGCUGUUGCAGCAGCGGAUUUACUCAAUUCGCCAGCAUUGCGGUUCGUGACGAGACCCGAUUUCUUUUCUCUUUUGCACAACAACGACGAGGCACUUCGCUUGUACAAUCGCAAUCCAGCCAUCCGGCAGCUAUUAAGUAAAGUUUGGCGGAAUCCGUCGAGCUUUCAGCGUUAUCAGCAUAAUCGUGAAAUUGUGACAUUGUUGAACUUGUUCGCCGAAGAUUCGCGGCCACUUCCGUCCGGCUGGGAAGCUCGUCUCGACAAGCACGGCCGACCUUUUUACGUGGAUCACCAAAACAAGUCGACAUGGUACAUUGAUCCAAGAUUGCCGCAACUGGUCAGCCCCCCGUCGCAAACUGUAACAACGGACGAUCAAUCCGAUUCCGGAAGAGCUCCUGUACCACCUCCUCGGCCUCCGUUGCCGUUACCAACGGCCACAGGAAAUCAAGGAGCAGUUGCCACGGCUCCGUCAUUUGAGCCCGCCAUUCCGACGGCCUACAACGAAAAAGUUGUAGGUUUUCUCCGCCAACCGAAUAUCGGACACAUUUUGAAAGAGAGAUAUCCCGAUUUCGUUCGAAACAGUCGCUUGCGUGAUACUGUCAAUCGUGUCAGAUCGGAGGGAACCUCAGCGCUAGAUCGUCUCGUCGGAGAAGAUCUAGUCGAUCUGACGAUUGUGCUCAGCUUAUUUGAAAAUGAAAUCAUGUCUUACGUCCCGCCAAAUCCAUCCGCCAGUAGCAACCAGGAGAUUAACGCUACUAGUUUCAAUGGAUCUGCAUCGUCGUCGCACGACUCACCCGCUCCAGUACGUUCCAUUCGAUUACCAUUCCGCCAGGGACAGCGCGACUUUGAGGCGAAAUUGCGACAGUUUUAUCGCAAACUUGAAUCGAAAGGUUACGGUCAAGGUCCAAACAAAUUCAAAAUUCCUGUUAGACGAAGUCAUUUGCUGGAAGACGCGUACACUAAAAUUAUGUCGGCAUCCAAAAAGGAAAUGCAACGCUACAAACUUCAAAUUAGCUUUCUUGGAGAAGAAGGAUUGGAUUACGGAGGACCAUCAAGAGAAUUUUUCUUUCUCAUCUCUCGACAAAUGUUUAAUCCUUACUACGGAUUGUUUGAAUAUUCCGCCAAUGAUACGUACACUGUACAAGUGUCACCAAUGUCCACUUUCGUCGAAAACCACCACGAAUGGUUUCGGUUUUGCGGUCGUAUUCUGGGACUGGCCUUAGUUCAUCAAUAUCUUUUAGAUGUUUUCUUCACUCGACCUUUCUACAAGAGUCUUUUACGAUUACCAGUCGACCUAAGUGACGUGGAAUCACUUGACUCUGAAUUUCAUCAGUCACUCCAGUGGAUGAAAGAAACAGAUCUGAACCAUCUUUCGUCCGACUUGGAGUUAACGUUUGCGGUGACUGAAGACAUUGGCGGUCAACAUGUUGAACGUGAACUCAAAGCCAAUGGCCGUAAUCUUCCUGUUACCGAGAAGAACAAGAAAGAUUACAUUGAACGCAUGAUUCGAUGGAGACUUGAUCGAGGUGUAGCUGACCAAGUGCAAUCUCUAGUCCGAGGUUUCUACGAGGUUCUUGACCCUCGGCUAGUAUCCAUUUUUGAUGCUCGUGAAAUGGAACUGGUACUUGCUGGAACAGCUGAAAUCGACGUGACAGACUGGCGGAAGAAUACCGAAUACCGUUCAGGCUAUCACGAUCAACAUGAUGUCAUCAAAUGGUUCUGGGAAGCCAUAGACCGUUUCACCAAUGAGCAGAGACUUCGCCUUUUACAAUUCGUGACGGGUACUUCUAGCAUUCCAUUCGAGGGAUUCGCUUCACUGCGCGGAAGUACCGGACCUCGGCAAUUUUGUAUAGAAAAGUGGGGUCAGCCAAUCAGCCUUCCUAGAGCUCACACCUGUUUCAAUCGGUUGGAUUUACCGCCGUACGAGAGUGCGGAAGUGUUAUACGAAAAACUACUUCUUGCAGUGGAAGAAACUAGUUCUUUUGGAAUUGAAUAAUAUAGAGCACACUUGUUUUUGUUCCUCCUAAUUCGUCCAUGAAAAUGACAAAAGAUGUUGAUUGCAUGCAGUGCCAAGACACAAGUACCAAAAGCUAUGACCGGUACCGUCCUAGUCAGCGCUUCAUGUUAUUUUCAACUCCCAAGAAAGCCGAGAACUUGGUGUCGUUUGAAUAAUUGAUUUAUUCUAAUGUCGCAAAAAUACAUUGUGAAUUUAAAAGCAUAAA